Molecule: messenger RNA, 545 nt
Organism: Colletotrichum godetiae
Lineage: Eukaryota; Fungi; Ascomycota; Sordariomycetes; Glomerellales; Glomerellaceae
Exons: 1
Coding region: 70-357 (95 amino acids)
Source: RefSeq, a predicted model, not a curated record
GUCCAGGUCCUUCCACAGCUGCACUGCUGCCCACCAUGAGGAGAAAAAAAUCCUGAGCUCACCUCAUGGAUGAUGGGACUUGUGGACAUUUGGAUACUUUCUCUAGGUACUUCACGGAGUUGCAGUCCCUAUGGCUCGUGCUCCUUUCUACCCCUCGUUCCUCCUGCGUCGACCAGAUGGGGCAGGCUCUUUCUCCCCCACCACGCCAUGUCGAUAAAGUCUGUCGUUCCUGCCAGGGUUCACUUUUAUCUCAGACAGCACGUGGGUCACUCUUGCUCUUGCCGUGCGCUGGAAUUCAAAGGAAAGCUUCUUGGAUCUUCUAGGUAUUUGGCCAGGCCCUACUUGCCUCGAGAGUGAACAGUAGGUAGGAAGUACCCCAAUACCUCAAGUCUACCUGAAGGUAUCUUAGAUAGGAUUGAGUUGAGUAUUUUGAACUAGUACAUGAUCUUCGGCAAGGUAGAGAGAGACUUGGACAACGGGCACGGAACACAUAGGAAAACACAAGUUGGCCGAUCCCUGCAACGGUCAACCCCUUGAGUACGGGC